GCGCAUGCGCGGGGCUAGAGCUACAGUCCUUGGGGGAGCACGGAGAUGGCGGCCGCCGGGGGAGCUUCGUCUGAGCCGGCGGUUUCAGAACAGCCGGCGGAGCUGUCUGCCGCGGUGCGGGCGAGCAUCGAGCGGAAGCGGCAGCGGGCGCUGAUGCUGCGCCAGGCCCGGCUGGCGGCCCGGCCUUACCCGGCGACAGCGGCUGCGGCUACCGGAGGUAUGGCUAAUGUAAAAGCAGCCCCGAAGAUAAUUGACACAAGAGGAGGCUUCAUUCUGGAAGAGGAGGAGGAAGAAGAACAUACAACUGGAAAAGUUGUUCAUCAACCAGGACCUGUAAUGGAAUUUGAUUAUGUUAUAUGUGAAGAAUGUGGUAAAGAAUUUAUGGAUUCUUAUCUAAUGAACCACUUUGAUUUGGCAACUUGUGAUAACUGCAGAGAUGCUGAUGAUAAACACAAGCUUAUAACUAAAACAGAAGCAAAACAAGAAUACCUUCUGAAAGAUUGUGAUUUAGAAAAAAGAGAACCAGCUCUUAAAUUUAUUGUGAAGAAGAAUCCUCAUCAUGCACAAUGGGGUGAUAUGAAACUCUACUUAAAAUUACAGAUUGUGAAGAGGUCUCUUGAAGUUUGGGGUAGUCAGGAAGCAUUAGAAGAAGCGAAGGAAGUUCAACAGAAAAACCGAGAAAAAAUGAAACAGAAGAAGUUUGAUAAAAAAGUAAAAGAAUUACGGCGAGCAGUAAGAAGCAGUCUAUGGAAAAAGGAGACAGUUGCUCAUCAACAUGAGUAUGGACCAGAAGAAAACCUAGAGGAUGACGUGUACCGGAAGACUUGUACUGUGUGUGGCCAUGAACUGACAUACGAGAAAAUGUGAUUUUUAGUUAAGUGAUAUGUUUUAUAGUGUGGAAAUUUAGAUUGGUCUUGUUCAAAAUUCAUCAAAACGUAAAGUCUUCAUAGAUGAAUGAAACACUUGUAUAAAUAAUGCUUAAAUAAUUAUGUAUGUUAUGGCUUAAGAACAAGUUUCAGUUAAGGUCCAGCAGGUCUGGUUGUGGGCAAAAUAUUGGGUCUGUGACCAUUUUUUCUACAAUAGGGAUGGGAGCUGAGUGAUAGGUUCAAAAAUGUUAGGUUAGAGCUAAAAUUGAGAAGCAACCAGGACAAACCCUAGAUUGAGGUAGGAGGAAGUAGUUUUGCCUUUUUAGUAGUAAAGGCAAAAACUGGCUGAACUGGAUUCUUAUCCCAAGAAACAGCAGGGAUGGUGGUAGACCACUGCACCCCAGAGGCUGGGCCAGGUCUUCUAGACUACUACUGUCUGCAAGUCAGGGAGCAGGGAGCUAUUGCUGGGACAAGUUUUCUGUACCCUUAGGGUUUACUACUAUAAAUCUUAAUAUUAGUUUCCAGAUAGCCCUUUUCAAAUCUGGAUUAAAAUGGAAAAACAGCUAUAUUGUUUGUUGAUCAAAGGUAGUGAUAAGUUUAUCAUAACUUGUUAACAUUUACUGAGCAUUUACCACCUGCCAUGCAGACACUAUGCUAAGUGCCUUACAGGUAUUCUCAUUUAAUCCUGGGAGGGAAGACAGCUUGCUGUGCUUGUUUUAACACUUCUAAAGGAGGGGUAACCUACAACCUGACAUCACCUCAGACAUCUUGAUCAAGUUUAGGUAGUCAAAUAUUCCUCUAUCUUGUCAAAAGGAUUACAAGGUAGUUAUAUCUAGUAAGAGCAUUUGAUCCCGAGUGCUUGAUUACAGGGUCUAUGCAUUCUUUUCCUGAUAAAAACAAAUACAAGUUAUGAUAAACUAGAUAUUUUCAAGUUCUUUGACAGGACUUUUUAUCCUACUGCUACAAAUAAAUAGGAAGUUUUUGUACAUUUUCAUUUCUCUCUCUAGAUCAGCUCUUGGAGAUUAUGCUUGAAGAAGGGCAAAAGUCAAAACAAGUCAAAUCCAAAGACUUGAGACUAUAAUUACUAAUUGUUCUCUAUAUAAGUAUUCAAUACAGAAAUGUUUAAUAUACUUACCGAGUGUUGAUUUUUUUUAAUGUGUUAUGCUGAAUAUUACAGCUCACUAAAAAGCGAUUCCAAAUGGGCGGCAAGAACUUCUUGGGGAAAAAAAAAAAACCUUCCCAGCAAGUAACUAGGGGUUCAGGCUGCUGACAACAGCAUUACUACUGGGAGACAAGAAGCCCUAAAACCACCACAUGGACAUAGUUUCAGAUUCCACUUACUACCUGUGGACCUUGGGUAAGUUACUCCGUGGGCCUGUUUUUAUCUAUCAGAUGGGUAUAAUAAUGUAAGGACUCUCAUGACGAUUAAAUACGGUGAAUCUAUAGCAUCUGGCACGUAACAGCCAGUUGUUAAUGAGCACAUCAUAUCAUCAGGACCAGUGUAGUUAAUAGACUUGUCCAGUUGAGGUGGGCUUCUAGUCACUCUUCACCUUCAUCAAUUUAGGACAAUCCUGGUAUCCAGUUAACAUUGACAGCCAGAUCUGCUUUUGGUUGCCAAGUUCUGUCCUCAUCUUUCAUUUUCAGGUAUAAUUGUAGAUUAGUAAGUUAAUACAAAUCACUGCUAAAUACUUUCCAGAAAAAGCAAACAAACUUCAUAUGAACUGCUUUCUGAAUAAUUCCUGGGAGAUUUAGAGUUAAGGAAAAGUAUAUGUUCACUUUGACAAAAGCAUGUUAAAUGGCAUCAGCACAGUUUAAUAGAAUAUUGAUUUAUUGCAAGGUACGACGUACAGUUACAGUGACAUGCCAUUCUUUUGUCUGUGUGAGCUUCAUUAGUGGGGAGAGCAACUGUGGAACGUUUGCUCUUGUACCUUUAUUUCUUCAAAACUCAGUCUCUGUUUCAGUUUUUUCAUAUACCUAGCUGCCAGACUGGGUCAGAGCAGGGUUACAUCAGUGAGCAACUGUUAAAAGCAACCAUUACACAUGAAGAGACGGUCCAAGAGAAAGGAGGUGAAAACCUAGGAAUUCCUCUAGGAUUUGGAUCAAGUAAGUAUAACUAGCCAAACUUUGCAAUACAUUAUGAAACGAUUACAAAGCAGUUUAGGAUCAAAGUUAACCAAAGCCUUAAAUGGUUAUCCUUUAGCUUCUUGAGGAUAGGAGCUUUUUCUAAUUAUGUAGUUUGUGGGAAGGAGGAACAGUGUAAACAAAAGAACAUUUAGCAAAGAACCUGGGUUUCAGUUCCCUUUCUGCCAGUAACUUGCCAUGCAACCUUAAUCCUGUGACUAUUUGUUAAAUGGUACGGUAUUUAAAAAUCCUAGGAAUUUCCAUCUAUUGAGUAGACUAUAUUCUGUAGCCACUAAAUGUUAUGAUAAACCAAAGAGACCCCAUAUAUUAAUAUGGAAAAUACCUAAUGCAUCAUAAACUUAUGAUGUACUAAGCUAAAAAAAAGAUUGUACAGAUGCACAAAGAUACUUACAGUUGUGAGAUUACUGGUAAAUUUUUCUGAAGAUUUAAUGAAAAAAGUCUAAAAAUGCUAGGAUUUGGAAUGUCAGAUAAUCCCUUGUGUGUUAUUUAAUUAACAGUGUACUUUUACCAUCUUAAUUAAGCCUCAACACCAUAUAGGAAACAGGCUCUGGAAUUAGUAAUUACUUGGCCCACCCAGACUCCACAGAAAUAAAAUCCAAACCUACAUCUAAUGCCAAGUAUAGUUUUAGCCAAUCUAGCUACUUCUAAAUCCCACUUUAGCAUGUAAUUCACUGUAUGACCUGACAGAUGUCUCAGAUUUGAGGAAAUGACCAGAUGUUCUAAGAUGAUGAUAGUUCAAAACUUAUCUGCACAUUGGAAUUACCCGGGAGCUUUAAGAACUACCAAUGUCUGUGUUCCACCCCCAGAGAGUGUGGUUUAAUUUAAAAAAAAAAAAAACUUUAGAAGAG
Globicephala melas (long-finned pilot whale) is the source of this 3856-nucleotide messenger RNA. It is a transcript of the gene XPA, whose product is annotated as XPA, DNA damage recognition and repair factor. The record is from RefSeq and is a predicted model, not a curated record. Gene Ontology annotation, molecular function: damaged DNA binding. Gene Ontology annotation, cellular component: nucleotide-excision repair factor 1 complex. Lineage: Eukaryota; Metazoa; Chordata; Mammalia; Artiodactyla; Delphinidae. Gene Ontology annotation, biological process: UV-damage excision repair; base-excision repair; nucleotide-excision repair, DNA damage recognition.